GGACCCCGCGCUGGGCCCCGAGCCGCCCCCUCCACCACCGCCGUGCUUCUGAGGCGCCAUCGCGGUUCCUGCCUCCUCCCCCCGCCAGCUACCCGCCGGGCGGCCCCGGAGAUAACAUGUAACAUGGAACAGAAAGGUGCAGAAUGGAGCAACUUUUUUGAGGAGAACUAUUUAUGCAGUUAGAAAGAGAGGGAAUAUUUAUGGAAGACACUGCCUGCUUUUACUUGGCAGAAAUCUCCAUGGCUUUGGGGCAUUUACGUCAAAAGGGGAUCAUCUACAGAGACCUGAAGCCGGAGAAUAUCAUGCUUAAUCACCAAGGUCAUGUGAAACUAACAGACUUUGGACUACGCAAAGAAUCUAUUCAUGAUGGAACAGUCACACAGACAUUUUGUGGAACAAUAAAAUACAUGGCCCCUGAAAUCUUGAUGAGAAGUGGCCACAAUCGUGCUGUGGAUUGGUGGAGUUUGGGAGCAUUCAUGUAUGACAUGCUGACUGGAGCAGUAGGUGCACAGUUAAAAGCUCCCCCAUUUACUGGGGAGAAUAGAAAGAAAACAAUUGACAACAUCCUCAAAUGUAAACUCAAUUUGCCUCCCUACCUCACACAAGAAGCCAGAGGUCUGCUUAAAAAGGCUCAUCCAUUCUUUAGACACAUUAACUGGGAAAAACUUCUGGCUCAAAAGGUGGAGCCCCCUUUUAAACCUGUGUUGCAAUCUGAAGAGGAUGUAAGUCAGUUUGAUUCCAAGUUUGCACGUCAGACACGUGUCGACAGCCCAGAUGAUGCAGCUCUCAGUGAAAGUGCCAAUCAGGUCUUCCUGAUUUCUAAAACAUUACAACAAAUGCACACAUGAGGGCGCUCUCAUCAGCCAGAUAUGGAGAAGGUAGGCAUUUGUUGACUGUUAAGUCAAAACUAGUUCUAUACUUUUACUGAUGGAAAAAUCAAGGUCCACCAAAGUGGUUAUGAUUCUACAUGAGUUAUUCUCUAGAGGAAAUAAAUUGGAUAUUAGAAUUUUAAAAAGAUUGAACAGAAAUCCCUGUCAGUGAAUUUAUGCUGGAGAAUUUUGACGCUUAUCUCAGCAACUCCUUCUUGAAAAUCUUUACCCAUGCCAUGAUAUAAUUUAUCUUCAAUCUUAAAUGAGCUUGAUAAUAGUGUUUAUAAGAUGUAGGAGAAACAGUUAAUUAGAAUAUUUAUUUUUAUGGACUUUUGCUCUAUAAAAUUAUAAAAUGUUAAUUGUGCUUCAUUUAUUUUUUAUUUUUUAAUUUUUUUUUGAGAUGGAGUCUCGCUGUGUCACCCAGGCUGCAGUGCAGUGGUGUGAUCUCAGCUCACUGCAACCUCUGCCUCCCAGGUUCAAGUGAUUCUCCUGCCUCAGCCUCCCAAGUAGCUGGGACUACAGGCACGUGCCACCACGCCUGGCUAAUUUUGGUAUUUUUAGUAGAGA
This is a messenger RNA of Pongo pygmaeus (Bornean orangutan), 1436 nucleotides long. Its product is annotated as ribosomal protein S6 kinase beta-1-like. Bases 174 to 848 code for a protein of 224 amino acids. The transcript has 10 exons. Gene Ontology annotation, molecular function: protein serine/threonine kinase activity; ATP binding. The record is from RefSeq and is a predicted model, not a curated record. Gene Ontology annotation, biological process: protein phosphorylation. NCBI's taxonomy places the organism in Eukaryota, Metazoa, Chordata, Mammalia, Primates, Hominidae.